Molecule: messenger RNA, 2190 nt
Organism: Cricetulus griseus (Chinese hamster)
Lineage: Eukaryota; Metazoa; Chordata; Mammalia; Rodentia; Cricetidae
Source: RefSeq, a predicted model, not a curated record
CUGUCUUUUUUAAAAUCCCAGAAAACCUCGAAAAGAAGCUUCCCUGCGAGCUCAGAACGGCAGAGCAACCCCAGAGGCUUUGGAACGAUGGCAAAUCAGGUACUGCUUCACUUCCUGGUGCCUUUGUUCUGUGGCGCCAUCUCCCAGCCCAUCCACUACUCCAUUCCGGAGGAGCUGGCCAAGGGCUCUCCGGUGGGGAACCUCGCCCAGGAUCUAGGGCUCAGUGUCCAGGAACUGCCAGCCAGAAAACUGAGAGUUAGUGCAGAGGAUUAUUUCAGCGUGAGUGCAGAGAGUGGAGAUUUGUUAGUGAGUGGCAGGAUAGACCGAGAGAAGAUUUGCGGGAGGAAAUCUGAGUGUGCACUGGAGUUUGAAUCGGUUACUGAAAAUCCGAUGAAUAUUUUCCACGUAACUGUUGCCAUCCAAGAUAUCAAUGAUAAUGCACCACAUUUCUUUGGGAAAAGCAUUGAAUUGGAGAUCUGUGAAUCAGCCUUACCAGGAGUAAAAUUCCCUCUGGACUCUGCACGAGAUGCAGAUGUGGGAAGCAACUCACUAAAGAUGUACACUAUCAGCCCCAACUCACACUUCUCCUUGUCGACGAAGGAAAGUCCCGAUGGAAGUAAAUACCCAGAACUACUGCUGGAAAGAGUUCUAGACAGGGAACACCAGAGCUCCCAUCACUUGCUCCUGACUGCCAUCGAUGGUGGAGACCCACCCCUAAGCAGUACCACCCAGAUCUGGAUCAGAGUCACCGAUGCCAAUGAUAAUGCUCCAGUGUUUAGCCAGGACAUUUACAAAGCUAGCCUCCGUGAAAACAUGCCCCGGGGAACCUUCGUACUGCAAGUGACAGCCACCGACCAGGAUGAGAGUGUUAAUGGAGAGAUCACCUAUGCCUUCCUUAAUGGCCCUGCAAGUACUAACCUCGUCUUCAGUCUCGAUCCAAAUACUGGAGCUAUCACAACUAAUGGUACGUUGGAUUUUGAAGAAAAGAGCAGAUACGUGUUGGGUGUAGAAGCCAGGGACGGAGGAGUGCACACGGCUCACUGUAAUGUUCAGAUUGAAAUUCUUGAUGAGAAUGACAAUGCCCCAGAGGUGACAUUCAUGUCCUUUUCUAACCAAAUUCCAGAGGACUCGGUCCUUGGAACAGUAAUAGCCCUCAUUAAAGUCCGAGACAAGGAUUCUGGACAAAAUGGUCUGGUGAUAUGCCAUAUUCAGGAAGAACUUCCCUUCAAAUUGCAACCCACCUCCAAGAAUUAUUACAAGCUAGUAAUAGACAAGGCCCUGAACCGGGAACGGACCUCAGAGUACAACGUCACUAUCAUGGCUACCGACAGUGGCAAGCCAUCCCUUUCAUCCAAGACAUGUGUUACUGUGCACAUCACAGAUAUCAACAAAGUGCUGGUGGGCGACCGCAACGACAACGCCCCACGCGUGCUGUACCCCGCGCUCGAGCCCGACGGCUCUGCUCUCUUCGACAUGGUGCCGCGCGCCGCCGAGCCCGGAUACCUGGUCACUAAGGUGGUGGCUGUGGACGCGGACUCGGGACACAAUGCCUGGCUGUCGUACCACGUGCUGCAGGCCAGCGAUCCCGGGCUCUUCAGCCUGGGCCUGCGCACUGGCGAGGUGCGCACAGCCCGUGCCUUGGGUGAAAGAGACACGGCCCGGCAGCGCCUUCUGGUCGCUGUGCGUGAUGGUGGACAACCGCCUCUCUCGGCUACAGCCACGCUGCACCUGAUCUUCGCUGACAGCCUGCAGGAGGUCCUGCCAGACCUCAGCGAUGACCCUCUGCCAUCUGACUCCCAGAGUGAGCUGCAGUUUUACCUGGUGGCGGCCUUGGCCCUGAUCUCAGUACUCUUCCUCCUGGCGGUGAUUUUGGCUAUUGCCCUGCGCCUGCGACACUCCUCCAGUUCAGCAGCCUGGAGCUGCUUUCAGCCUGGUCUCAGUUGGAAGUCUCAGUCUGUGAUUCCUCCCAACUGCAGCGAGGGAACGUUGCCCUAUUCCUAUAAUCUGUGUGUUGCCUCGCAUUCUACGACUGCAGCGGGGUUUAAUUUUCUCCAUAUGGCACCAGAGAUUGCUCCCCCUCAGGAUCUCCUGUGUGAUGAUCCUUCUGUGGCUGUAGAUGGCAAUAAUGAAGAUCCCAAAAUCUCAUACGACCCUUCUUCUCUUGGGGUAAGUUUCUGUAGAGCUAUUUAA